Messenger RNA from Adineta steineri, 465 nucleotides. The record is from the annotation of a GenBank genome assembly. NCBI's taxonomy places the organism in Eukaryota, Metazoa, Rotifera, Eurotatoria, Adinetida, Adinetidae.
AAAUCAGAAACUACGACUAUCAUCACUACCACAAUAUUACCGACAAUUACAACAUCAGUACAAACACUGUUAACGACAACAACAACAACAACCACCACAACAACUAUGGUCACAACUCAGCCGUCAAAAUGGUCUGUUACCGGUAAUAUGAAUAUUGGACGACAUUUUCACACAGCAUGUGUAUUAUCAAAUGGAAAAGUAUUAGUUACUGGUGGUAAUUACCAUGAUUAUCCGUAUAAUGCUGAAUUGUAUGAUCCAUCAACAGGUACUUGGACAACUACUGGUAACAUGACCUAUGUACGAUCUCGACAUACAGCAUCUGUAUUAUUAGAUGGAAAAGUAUUAGUUACUGGUGGACACAAUGGUAAUAUUAGUUUAAAUACUGCUAAGCUGUAUAAUCCCUCAACAGGUACUUGGACAACUACUAGUAACAUGAGUUAUGCACGAGAAUAUCACACAGCAUCU